GAGUGGAGCACGUUUAUGUUGACGCCCCUCGGACCGGCUGACUCACCUCGGUCGCCCAAAAAACGCAAGCCUUGCCCUGAACCUUUGCUCGGCAGGAGCGUCACGAGAGUCGGCGAGAUAAAAAACGUGCCAAGAUGUGCUUUCACUAUCCCAGCAGGUGAAACAGGUGACGUAAAUGGGCACAGCAUUGUGUGUGUGUGGCGAGGAGGACAGUGCUCCAAGAGGUUGGAUCACAACCAACAAAGAAUUGUUAGCACGAACAAAACCUGCAGUGGGGAAAAAAACGAUCCGAAAUCUACUGGAAAAGACGACCCGGACCAGCUGGACCAGAAAGACAACUGUCCAUUGAAGAUCCUGUGGUGCAUCCAGCCGAGAGGAAUACUGAUCACUUUGUUGUUGCUGGAAGCAAGUCUCGCGGGAGGGCGCUCAGUGAUGGAGGGGGAAUUCCUGAAAGGAAGCAGCCGCGACGCGCCGGCUCAAGGCGGCAGCCUGGUGAAGAAGACCCAGCUGUUGGACCGCGGCAAGUGGGCCAACAAGUUGGAGUUCCUGCUGGCCGUGGCGGGGACCCUGGUGGGCUUGGGAAAUCUCUGGCGCUUCCCUUACUUGUGCUACAAAAACGGGGGAGGAGCCUUUUUGGUUCCGUAUGUUCUGUUUCUCCUGGCUUGCGGCAUCCCCAUGUUCCUCCUGGAGACGGCCAUGGGACAGUACACAUCUCAGGGAUGCAUUACAUGCUGGAGACACUUCUGCCCUUUGUUUGAAGGGAUUGGCUACGCGACCCAGGUGGUGAUCGCCUAUGCCGCCGUGUCAUACAUCGUCAUCCAGGCUUGGGCCUUUUUCUAUCUCUUCUCGUCAUUCAGUUCCGAGGUUCCGUGGGCCAGCUGCAGGAACCCCUGGAACACAGAGAACUGCGUUGAAUUCGACAAAAAAAACAUGUCAUCCAAUUGGACAGCAGCUGCAAACGCGACCACUCCUGCAACGGAGUUCUGGGAGAGACGAGUUCUGGGUAUUUCCAAGGGUAUUGAAGAGAUUGGAAGCCUGAGAUGGGAGCUGGCCUUGUGUCUCUUGUUGGCAUGGAUCUUGUGCUAUUUCUGUGUUUGGAAAGGAGUGAGGUCCACUGGAAAGGUAGUUUACUUUACAGCCACGUUCCCUUAUGUAAUGUUAGUAGUUCUGCUGGCUCGUGGACUCACUUUACCCGGUGCCAUGGAUGGCUUAAUUUUCUACCUCUAUCCAGACCCGACAAAAUUGGUGGACCCUCAAGUUUGGAUGGAUGCGGGUGCACAAGUCCUGUUCUCUUUUGGGAUUUGUCAGGGAAGUUUGACCGCUCUGGGAAGUUACAAUGAGUUUAAUAAUAAUUGUUACAAGGACACGUUUGUUCUGUGUUUGGUGAACGGCGGGUCAAGCUUUGUGGCGGGAUUUGCCAUCUUCUCGGUUUUAGGAUUUAUGUCCUAUGAACAGGGACUGCCGAUAUCUGAAGUGGCUGCUUCUGGACCUGGCCUUGCGUUUAUUGCAUAUCCACGGGCCGUAGCCAUGAUGCCGUUGCCUCAGUUAUGGGCCAUCUGCUUCUUCAUCAUGGUCAUCCUUCUGGGAGCUGACACACAGUUUGUGAGCCUGGAGUGCCUGAUGACUUCCGUGACGGACAUGUUCCCGACGGUUUUCCGGCGAGCUUAUCGGCGAGAACUGCUGCUGCUUUGCCUCUGCUCCGUUUGCUUCUUCCUCGGCCUCCUUCUCGUCACUGAAGGGGGCUUGUAUUUCCUUCAGCUUUUUGACCACUACGUUUGCAGCGGCAACAACCUUCUGCUGCUUUCAGUGUGUCAGUCCAUAGCAAUCGGAUGGAUAUAUGGUGCAGAUCGUCUGUAUGACAACAUCGAAGACAUGAUAGGAUAUCGUCCAUGGCCGCUAAUGAAGAUUUGCUGGCUUUACAUUACGCCCGCUGUUUGUUUGGGUACCUUCAUCUUCUCCGUGGUGAGAUACAAGCCUCUCAAAUUCAACAAAACCUACGUGUACCCGACUUGGGCCUACGCUUUGGGCUGGUUCCUCGGGCUCUUCUGCGUCCUGCUGGUACCGUUGUGGAUCCUCUUUAAAGUGACUCAAAUGAAAGGCACGACAUGGCAGAAUCUCAAGCAGCUUUGCCGCCCUGAAAACCAUCCCCACGACUCGGCAAAGCAACCCGAGCAAUACCCACUGAACCCCAGCAAAGCCCUCGCCCCGGCUGCCAACGACUACAAGGGAAGCGGCGGCGUGGAGAUGGAGGUGCAAGUAUGAGACCAUGAACAUUUUCCCUCAACGUCUCUCAAAUUGCCGUUCUUGUGCCACCUUAACAGGUCUCCCGUUUAUCAUGUUAGUGGUUAUGUCAGUUGAAUAGAUCAUAAGCUUCACUCCAAUCAACGUUUUUCAUGUGUCAGUAUGCCAACGACGAGUGUGUGCAGACACGGGACUGCUGCUGUAAUGUUCUCAUGAGGACGGAUCACAAAGUACCAAAGCUGAAGCACUAUAUUACGCUUUUAACAGGACUGUGUUUUCUGAGUGUAAGCUCCGUGUGCACGUGCAAACUCCCGCAGUGACACAUUCCAAAAAAAAAAAAAAAAAAAGACCUGCUACCA
This is a messenger RNA of Doryrhamphus excisus (bluestripe pipefish), 2600 nucleotides long. NCBI's taxonomy places the organism in Eukaryota, Metazoa, Chordata, Actinopteri, Syngnathiformes, Syngnathidae. The record is from RefSeq and is a predicted model, not a curated record.